Scomber japonicus (chub mackerel) is the source of this 988-nucleotide messenger RNA. RefSeq names its product CHM Rab escort protein (gene chm). Lineage: Eukaryota; Metazoa; Chordata; Actinopteri; Scombriformes; Scombridae. The transcript is spliced from 7 exons. Gene Ontology annotation, biological process: vesicle-mediated transport; intracellular protein transport; protein geranylgeranylation. Gene Ontology annotation, molecular function: GDP-dissociation inhibitor activity. Gene Ontology annotation, cellular component: cytosol; Rab-protein geranylgeranyltransferase complex; nucleus. Bases 1 to 858 code for a protein of 285 amino acids. The record is from RefSeq and is a predicted model, not a curated record.
AUGACGAGUUACCGUAGCAACCAGCAGAAUGCUCCAACUGCCUUUAAUCUAAGUAGUGACAUCACUCUGUCUCCGCCCCUUUCUGUCAGGUGUAAGGCAGUGAUUGACAGCCGCGGACAGCGAAUCAGCUGCAGCCAUUUCGUGGUGGAGGAUGGCUACGUGACACCGGACAGGAAGCGGCAGGCCACGCCCACCAGGUGUAUCUCCAGAGCUGUUCUGAUAACUGACGGAUCCAUUCUGCCCACUGACUCUGACCAACAGGUUUCCAUGGUAACGGUUCCUCCAAUAGAAGCGGGCUCUCCGGCGGUGAAGAUGGUGGAGCUCUGUCCGUCCACGAUGACCUGCAUGCCGGGAACAUAUUUGGUUCAUCUCACCUGUCAGUCAGUUGGCUCCGCCUACGAGGACCUGUCACCCCUGGUUACCAGGAUGUUCUGCACGCCGGAGUCACAUGACCAAGGGCGUCCGUCUGUCCUCUGGUGUCUCUACUUCAACAUGGCCGACGGCGCCGCCAUGGAGGUCAAAGGUCACGACCUGCCGUCCAACGUCUAUGUUUGUUCAGGACCCGACGCUGAGCUGGGCCAUGAACGCACAAUCACACAGGCUGAGUCCAUCUUCAGUCUGAUCCUCCCUGAGGAGGAGUUCUGUCCUCCUGCUCCCAACCCUGAAGACAUCAUCUAUGAUGGAGAAAACACCUCCUCCUCAGCCGGGGGGGAGGGAGGGGAGAGAGGAGAGGAGGAGCUGAAGGAGGAGGAGGUGCAGGAGGAGGUGCAGGAGGGGGAGCUGAAGGAGAAGGAGGUGCAGGAGGAGGAGCUGAAGGAGGUGCAGGAGGAGGAGGAGGUUCUUCAGACUGAGGAGUAACAAACUAAAGUGUCUAAAUACAAAUGCCAAACCCUCCUGCAGUGCAUUGUGGGUGACAGUUGCCUUCAGUUUAUUUUAUUUUUUUAUGUUUAUUUAAACGUUUAAAUAUGAAAUCAUUAAAAGCUUCAAC